Messenger RNA from Lytechinus variegatus (green sea urchin), 4467 nucleotides. RefSeq names its product integrin alpha-9-like. Gene Ontology annotation, biological process: cell-matrix adhesion; integrin-mediated signaling pathway; cell adhesion mediated by integrin. The record is from RefSeq and is a predicted model, not a curated record. Gene Ontology annotation, molecular function: integrin binding. Gene Ontology annotation, cellular component: integrin complex; external side of plasma membrane. The transcript has 25 exons. NCBI's taxonomy places the organism in Eukaryota, Metazoa, Echinodermata, Echinoidea, Temnopleuroida, Toxopneustidae. Bases 1 to 3294 code for a protein of 1097 amino acids.
AUGAAGGUAGACAAGUGGAGAGUUUAUACCAUCUUGACAUCAGACCAAAUGCCAGUUCGACAAAGCAUGGACCUCGAUGUAGCUCUGUGGACAAAGCAUGUAGUGGGUGCACCCAGAGGUACUCAGUCGUCGGGAUUAGGGCAGAAUGCGGAGAAACCAGGAAGCCUAUUUGAAUGCACUGUCGGAGAAUCCGUUAGAUGCAGGUCUAUCACAAUCGACAAUCCUUUUGGGACAAAUGCUGAGUCCCUUGAAAGGGAAGGGAUUGUGGAUUAUCCAGAUAAUGGGUGGAUUGGCGUUUCUAUUGCUCACCAACAGGGGGCAAAUAAUGAACUCACAGUCUGUGGACAUCGUUAUGGGAAUAACUACGCCAUCGACCAGCCCAAUGCAGACCUUUCUGAUGUAAAGAUAGAUCGUUAUACCCAAGGUAUAUGCAUCACACUAGACUCAGGUUUAGAAGAUGUGUAUACCAGGUUUAACCCUUGUGCAGAAGAGAGCGCAUGGAGAGAUGAUAUAGUUGCAAAUGAAUCAACACGAUGGCAAGGUUGGUGCCAAUUUGGUAUGAGCGCAGCUUACGCAAAAGAUGGUGAGGAUUCAGAAACCUUUGUCGCCGGUGCACCUGGAUCAUAUGACUGGACUGGUACUGUAUUCAAGCAACUAAUUGACACAAAUAAUCAAAUGAAUUCUGGUGAAUUAAGGGACUGGAAUACAGACUAUUCAUAUGAUGACUUCUUUCAAUAUGUCGGUUACUCUACAACUGUGGGAUAUUUCAGAACAAAUACUACUCAACAGGGUGCUUCAGGAGCGCCCAGGGCAGGAGGGUUGGUUGGCAAAGUUUACAUCCAUGACCUGCAAACAUUUCAAGUUUAUCAAGAGUUACAAGGGGAGAUGAUGAAUACAUACUUUGGAGGUGCAGUAGCUGCUCUGGAUAUCAAUGGAGAUGGCUUCUCUGAUCUCCUUGUCGGUGCCCCACUGUAUUCCGUAGAUCAAGAUGAAGGCAGAGUCUAUGUUUACAUCAACAGCGGAGGUAUGAAUCCUGAUCUUGUACUCCAUCAAACGCUUGAUGGUACAUCAACUCCAGGCUCCAGGUUUGGCCAUGCUAUUGUCAGUCUCAACGACAUAACGGACGAUCUUCUUCCAGAAAUAGCGAUUGGGGCACCAUACGAAGGAGGAGGAGUGGUAUACAUAUACCAGUGUAUUGCAGGCGGAGUCGACGAGGCAUACUUACAGAGGAUUGAUGGGAGAGAUACGGAUCCUAAUGUUCAAACCUUUGGAAGCGCCAUCGCUGGAGGAGGGGAUAUUGACGAUAACUUUUACCCUGAUCUUGCUGUUGGAGCUUAUGCCAGUGAUUCUGUCUUUGUCUACAAAACGAGACCCCUGCUUGACCUUGAGGUCACGCUGACGGUGACCCCUGACCCUCUCGAUCCAAAAAAUCCAUCGUGCAUAGAUUCAGAAGGUACUUGCAUAGAAAUUGCAGUCUGCUUCACCUACUCUGGGCCAAGAAAGGAAGCGUUACCUCAAUAUAUAGAUGUCAUCUUUGACAUUGAGUUGGACAAGGAGAAGACCGCAGCUGGAUUCAAGCCUCGAUUCCUGCUACAAAACGGAACAGAUAUGUUAAACGAGUUAGGCGCCACAAAGCAGAUCCGUAUGAAUGUUGAUAUAUGCUUCAAUUACAAAGCAUACCUUCAGAGUACUGCAUCAGACUUUCUCAGCCCCGUUCCCGUUGAUCUGACUUACAUCCUGAGAGACUAUGAGCAUGAAGGACCACCGCGUCAAGAUAGACCUCGGCAGUUUCCGUAUGGAAUCCCUCCCUUAAUGCUCAGCCCUCAAUGCCGAUCCAUCACAACAGUUGAAGAUGUCAAUUUUGUGAGAGAUUGUGGUGUUGAUGCUCUCUGCAGAACUGAUCUGAAGCUUAUAGCCAAUGUCUCAAUUGAAGGAAAUCCAACAGAGAUUAUUUCUGGUGGUCCAUCCAGACUGUACGUCAACGCCAGAGUCGAGAACGACGGGGAAGAGGCGCAUCAGGCUGUUCUUACCGUUACCCACCCUUAUGACAUGAGAUAUGAGGGUCUUGAAACUAACCAGUUGUCUUGCCUUGAUGAUAAUGAAUGCGAUGCAAGAGCUCUUGUACUUUGUGAACCAACAGCGGCUGGUGUGAAAUGCAACCUGGGAAAUCCCAUGAAUUCUUACACAGUGAGCACUCUCCGGCUUCGCUUCGACAUCGGGGGUCUUAUCUACGACCCUGGUAGAAUCGUCAACAUUGUGAUAUCAGCUAACACUAGUAGUUUGCAGACCCCUGACAGCCUCGCUGACAACAUCCUUGAAGUUAAUUAUGAGCUGGUCAUAGGUGCAGAUGUUGGGAUUUUCGGGUCCAGUACCCCUGAGAGUGUAUACUAUGUCAGUAAUGGUUCAAACUACGCCACUGCACAAGCAGCUGAGAAGUCUCUCCAAGCGGCCGUAAACAUGUCGCUUAUAUCGCCGUCAUCGCCUUCCUUCAACGACACCCACAUUGGAAGCCCGUUCACACUCUCAUACCAGAUCACCAAUGACGGUCCUGGUCAACUACCAUUCUCUUCUGUGGUCACUAUUCACAUUCCAUGGCGGAUGCUCAACGGCGAUUGGCUUAUCUUCAUCAAAAGUAUCAAUAUAAUAGAUAGAACGAACACUGGAUCCUGCAACGGUGAUGAAAUAAUAGAACUCCAGAAUAGACGGCUCCUAGAGAGAUACAGAGAUACCUCUUUCUAUCGUGAUCCCGCCCCUGAAGAAGAUAUAUCGCCCAUCUUUGGCACUGGCGAGGGCAACCAACAACUGGGAUGCACUAAAGCAAAGUGUGUAGCAUUGACGUGUUAUAUUAACCAGAUGCAAGCACGUCAAGUCGUGGAGGUUAGGAUAGACGCUAUUCCGUGGGAACACACCAUUAUUACGAGAAGGCUCGGCUAUGUUGAGAUCCUGACAGAAGCCGAGUUUGUUGCUCAAUCACCGAGUGGAAGUUUUGGGCAAGGAGAAGAUGCCAACCCGGAUAGGAUACAGCUUCCAAUCAAGCUUUACACCGAAAUGAAAGGUGCUGGUGAAUUACCCGUCUGGAUAAUCAUCGUCAGUAUACUUGCUGGUCUCAUUCUACUCAUCGUCCUCAUACUCUUAUUAUGGAAGUGUGGCUUCUUCAAGAGAAAGACUCGCAAGGACUGGGAAGAAGAAGCAGAUGGUGCCGCCCCGAUGCCCAUCAAACCUCCAGUAGACCCUACCGGCGAACUAGACGGCUCUGAUUUACCAAUGAUGAAAGGACUGGCAGCCAAAGAGUAACAUUCCUAUUCCAGUCUUCAGGAUCUUCCAAAACUUGCAAUAUAAGAGAGACUUUCACAUGGAUGCUAGCUCUUUUCUGUCUACUGAAAGAUCCCCUGUGUUGUCUGCUGGUGCUGUUUGUUUAAAAAGCACCUCUUUUUUGUACCUGAACAAAGGUCUGUGCCACGUUUGGUAGCCGCUAUCAGCUAGAAUCCCACCCAGCGUCUUUUCUUUUGUAGUCGUCCAAGUUGUGUGUAUAUAGGCAAAAACAACAAGGGAUCUAGAAAGCUGUUGUGAUGCGCAAAGUUCUAUGCUAUGUUUAGCCGCAGCUUUCAGCUGGAAUCGCACCCAGCCUCCUGUCUUAUGUACUCUUCCAAGUUGUGUUUAGCCAAAACAACAAGGGAUUUAGAAAGAACGAUGUUGUGAUGGGCAAAGGUCCAUGGUAUUGCUAAGAUCGCUUUUCAGCCGGAAUCCCAAUUUUCCUUUAUAACCCCUCAAGUUUUCCUUAAGCAAAUACGAGGGAUUUGGAAAGCUUCCUGUAGUACUCUACUUGCGGUGGAGAAAAUGAAUGAUAUUUAAGUUAAAGUGCCUUAAUGUGAACAAUAAUAUAAUUACUUGAUUAAAAGGAAAAGAAAUUGACAUCAUCUAAUGAUUGAACCAGCAAAGAACUCUUCCAAGUUCCAUUAAAAGAUUUAGAUAUUUGAUAGAUAUUGAGAACAUUUGGAACAUUUUAUGCAAUCAUUUGCAGUUGUGAAAUAUAUUAACAUUUCAUCAUAAUUAGUGGUAUUUCAUUAACUUGUAGAUAAUCUAUUUACACUUUAUGCAUGACUAGUAACUUGAACUUUGUUGCUAUCAAAGUCAGAGUUUUAAUUUUUGUUUCUCAUCAGUUAUUUGAUUUUUUAAUUGCGUGUUUCAUUCAAUAAAAAAGCAAUCAAACUAUACAGAUCAUUAAGAGAACAGAAUUCUGAUGUUCGUAGAUUUUUUGUCAUGAGUAAGCAUCAGAAUGCAAAGUUUUAUUAAUUGUUAACAUUUCAAGGGUUAUAGGAAAUUCAUGUCUUGUUUUGUUGAAACCAGAAGUAUUUAAUGUAUUUCAUUAAGCAAAAGCUCAGGUUACUAGUCAUGCUUGAAGUUGUGCGUAACUUGCAAAUAACUUUAUGAAACACCCCUGAUUUUAUGUGCAUAUCGUCGGCCUUA